CUAACCAAGCGGAGUUAUCCACCUACGCAACAAAAAUCAACAAGAUGCGCGUCCUUAUUGCCCUUUGCCUUGUUGCUGCCGUGAGUGCCAGGAGUGGCUACAACUACCAGCCUGCAGCUUCGGCUCCCAUUUCCACAUCCUUUGCUCCUUCGGGUUCCAGUUACGCCGCUCCUGCGGUGGCUGCUAGCCAGGAUGCCCCCGCCGAGUCCUAUGUGCCCGCUGCUGCCCCUGAAGCUGCUCCUUCUGCUCCCGUGGCCACCAGCUAUGUGGCUCCCCAGGCUGAGCUCCAGAAGGAGUUCUUCACCUACACCGCCGACGAAGGAGACUUCAACGAACCAGCUGGCUCCGAGCAGGUUUCCGGCUCCUUGAACCGGGCCCUCCGCGUGAUCUUCAUCAAGGGACCCGAGAACACUGGCCUGGAGAACGCUGCCGUGGCUCUGGCCAAGCAGGCUGGUCAGCAGGAGACCGCCAUCUAUGUCCUGAACAAGCAGGCUGACAUCGGGGAUCUCAGCAACAAGUUGAAUGCCAUCCGCAACAACAACAACAACAAGCCCGAGGUUCACUUUGUGAAGUACAGGACCAACCAGGAUGCAGUGAAUGCCCAGCAGGCCAUCCAGUCGCAGUACGAUCAGCUGGGCGGAUCCUCCACCAUCCAGAAUGGAGGAGUUGCUCCCGUCCUGAACUUCGCCUCCCAGCCGGCUGUCCACCAGGCGGCUGCUCCCUUGGCUCCUGGUAGCUCCUACCUGCCCGCUUCGGUCCUCCGGUUCCGCCAAUAG
This is a messenger RNA of Drosophila suzukii, 776 nucleotides long. RefSeq names its product TweedleH (gene TwdlH). The record is from RefSeq and is a predicted model, not a curated record. Lineage: Eukaryota; Metazoa; Arthropoda; Insecta; Diptera; Drosophilidae.